Molecule: messenger RNA, 921 nt
Organism: Prunus armeniaca (apricot)
Lineage: Eukaryota; Viridiplantae; Streptophyta; Magnoliopsida; Rosales; Rosaceae
Source: the annotation of a GenBank genome assembly
AUGGGUAAAGAACAUGCACUUGUCAUAUCCAAUCAUAGAAGUGAUAUUGAUUGGCUUGUUGGAUGGGUUCUGGCUCAGCGGUCAGGUUGCCUUGGAAGCAGCUUAGCUGUAAUGAAGAAAUCAUCAAAAUUCCUUCCGGUCAUAGGGUGGUCAAUGUGGUUUUCUGAGUAUCUUUUCUUGGAAAGAAGCUGGGCCAAAGAUGAAGGCACAUUAAAGUCAGGUGUUCAACGGCUGAAGGACUUCCCUCAGCCCUUUUGGUUGGCUUUGUUUGUAGAAGGCACUCGUUUUACACAGGCAAAGCUUUUAGCAGCUCAAGAAUAUGCAGCCACAACAGGGCUUCCUGUCCCUAGAAAUGUUUUGAUUCCCCGUACUAAGGGUUUUGUCACUGCAGUCAGUCAGAUGCGCUCAUUUGCUCCAGCCAUUUAUGAUGUAACAGUGGCUAUUCCUAAAAGUUCACCUGCACCAACAAUGCUAAGACUCUUUGAGGGGCGACCUUCUGUGGUGCAUGUGCACAUCAAGCGGCAUGUAAUGAGGGAUUUGCCUGAAACUGAUGAGGCUGUUGCACAAUGGUGUAAAGAUAUAUUUGUAGCCAAGGAUGCAUUGUUGGACAAACACACAGUAGAGCAAACUUUCGGCGAUCAACAAUUGAAAGUUACUGGUCGGCCGCUGAAGUCUCUUUUGGUUGUUACAGCUUGGGCCUGUUUACUUAUUUUGGGUGCUCUAAAGUUCCUCUACUGGUCUUCGCUUCUAUCCUCGUGGAAGGGUAUUGCAUUUUCAGCAUUGGGUUUGGGCGUUGUUACUGUCCUUAUGCAGAUCUUGAUUCGAUUUUCGCAGUCAGAGCGUUCAACACCUGCCCCAGUGGCUCCUGCAAAUAACAAUAACAAAGGGGAGUCGUCAGGCAAACCAGAAAAACAGCAAUAG